AUGGAGCCGGCUUUUGUGAAAGGUUUCUUUUUGUACUCCUUGGCCAUUGGAGUCACCGCCAAUCGCAUGGUUAACCGAAGGUUCUUCACCUCAAAGUUCACCAGCGCCUACGUCCUGGCUUAUAAUGUCAUUACAUUAGUUGGAUUCCCGAUAAUUUUAUGGAUGACAGAGGGAAAUUUCCAGAAGAAGAUGAACUAUCCCAUACUCAUUCUGGUUACCUACAGAUUGCGAUUCAUUCUGGCCUAUGUAAUUAUUGCCUACACGAUAUUGUCGCGAGGAUUUCGAGACCUGGCCUUAUUUGAAAUGGAGCCAGUCCUCUCAAAGUUGUACGGAGAAGAAAGGCGCGGUAGAAUUCAUCCAAUAAGUAGAUCCCUUCGUCUGUUAUUCUACCUGAAAUUUGCUACAGUAAUUUGGCGGUGCAUCACCGACUCUAUAUUCCUCUUCUACUCUACGGAUGGCUAUACUUUGGCCAACAUUGUCAGGUUUAUAUUUCUGAGCAACUCCUACAAUAUGCUGAACGUAGUCUCCAUGUCAUACUUUCUCUCCAUGUGGCACAUUGCCCGUGGGUACGAGUGUGUGAACGUGCGAUUGGAGAAGCUCUCCCAGUCGCGACCAUCUAGGAGGGAUCUAAAGGAACUGCAGUAUCUCUGGUCCCUGCAUGCCGCCCUGACCAAGGCAGUUCUCCGCAUAAACAAGAUCUUCAGCCCCCAGAUGCUGGCCGCCCGGGCCGAUUGCUUCGUGUUUGGCGUGGUCCAGGGCUACUGGGGGGCCUUCUUCACCUUCGACACAGAUACAUCCAUGUUUUGGAUAGUCUACGGGAGCGUUGCCUACUUUAUGAACUCUCUGGACUACUACCUCAUUGACCACAUGUGCGACGUGGUGGGAAAGUAUCAGAAUGCACGCAGGGAUGCCUGGAGCGAGAGUCGCUGGACGAAUGAGUCUAGUGCCUUUGUGACCUACGCGAACAGCUCAAAGUUGGAACUCUGGAUCUGCGGACUGUACCAGGUGAACCGAAGUCUCUGGUUCGAUAUGAUCAGUGGGGUCCUUUACUACUUUGUAAUGCUGCUACAGUUUCAUUUGGUUCUACAAAAGGUCUAA
Drosophila bipectinata is the source of this 1098-nucleotide messenger RNA. Its product is annotated as putative gustatory receptor 59b. The record is from RefSeq and is a predicted model, not a curated record. Lineage: Eukaryota; Metazoa; Arthropoda; Insecta; Diptera; Drosophilidae. Gene Ontology annotation, molecular function: sweet taste receptor activity. Gene Ontology annotation, biological process: chemosensory behavior; sensory perception of taste; male courtship behavior. Gene Ontology annotation, cellular component: neuronal cell body; membrane; dendrite.